AUGAGCCGGCUCUGCCUCUCCAUCGCCCUUCUCGUCCUCCUGGGCACCCUGGUGACCUGCACCCCGGGGGAUAAACACAAGAGCCAUGCCAGAGCCCUGCGCCCUGACUUCUGCCUGGAGCCUCCCUACACGGGUCCCUGCAGGGCCCUGUUCCGCAGAUACUUCUACAACGCCAAGUCUGGGCUCUGCGAGACCUUUGCUUACGGUGGGUGCAGAAGGAAACGGAACAACUUCCUGGAUAAGGAGGACUGCAUCAGCACCUGUGGUGGCCACAACGGGGCCUGGGAGAGCCGGGCAGCUGGGCGCCUCUGAGACGGUGAAGUCCUAGGAGGCCCCACACAGGGCUGGGCUCUGGCUUCU
Kogia breviceps (pygmy sperm whale) is the source of this 360-nucleotide messenger RNA. RefSeq names its product serum basic protease inhibitor-like. Gene Ontology annotation, molecular function: serine-type endopeptidase inhibitor activity. NCBI's taxonomy places the organism in Eukaryota, Metazoa, Chordata, Mammalia, Artiodactyla, Physeteridae. The record is from RefSeq and is a predicted model, not a curated record.